This is a messenger RNA of Acipenser ruthenus (sterlet), 1603 nucleotides long. RefSeq names its product thioredoxin domain-containing protein 15-like. Gene Ontology annotation, cellular component: cilium. The coding region runs from base 371 to 1414 and encodes 347 amino acids. Lineage: Eukaryota; Metazoa; Chordata; Actinopteri; Acipenseriformes; Acipenseridae. Gene Ontology annotation, biological process: cilium assembly. The record is from RefSeq and is a predicted model, not a curated record. The transcript has 5 exons.
UUUCAAAUCCCCAAGCUGCUGCAGCAGCUGCAGUCUACCGUGUGCGUUCAUCACAUGACGUGACAGAGCAGACUGCCAAGGAAAACGACACAGCGUCAUAGUUUAUUAACUGCUGCACACCUUCUCUGAAACACUCGAGUUUUAGAAAUUCUGCCACUUCUUUUUGCGCGACCAACGAAUGAAACCGAAAUAAAGACAAAUCCAGCGAGGGCGUAUCCUUACAGCUGCAGCAAUGACCCGGAAAUAGAAGCAGCGCAGGUUAGACUCAAUGGUACUGUUCUCUGAAACGCUCUGCUCUGGAAGCUGUUGAAGUGUAAUGAAGAAGUAACUCGUUUUCAGUUAUUUAUUUUAUUUAUGUACAGUAGCUGUUAUGAACUUGGCAGCGGGGAUUAGGAUAUUUUGUACAUUAUUCGUUACGCUUUACGUUUUUGCAUCAUCACGUCAGAUCUUAGCUGGUACCGCUGAGAAUGAGGGCCCUGCAGAAUUUCCUUCAGCAGAGGAGUCCCAUUUAGAAUCCGGGCUGGAAAACCUUCCCAGGUUUGUGGAUGUCGACGACGAGCAGCCUUUAUUUAAAGCCCAGGGCGCUGUGCAGUUUAAGACCGCUGAGAUUGCAGAUGCAAUGCUGGGGACAGAGCAGGCAGCCUCCUCGCAGCUGGGGCUGCUCUCACUAAUCCCAGGAGAUGCGGAGGCUGACUCGGAGGCCGGAGACGCUACUACCUGCAAGGCUCACGAGACCUUGGCUUCUUUAGCACAGUCUUUUAAUGAGGACAGUUCGGAAGAGACUGAAAUUGUUAGGCUGGGAAUCGUGCAUGCAGAAGAAAACAACGCAACUGAAACAGCAAAGACGCCUAAAGUGAACUGUGCAGAGAGAAAUGUAACCGUGCUGGACAGCCUCGCUGUGCAAAUUCUGAAUGCUUCGCAGGAUCUGAUGGAGUUUCUGAAUGCCAAUGGCAGCGAGUGCUCCCUGGUAUUGUUCUACACCACGUGGUGUCACUUCUCAGCUACCCUGGGUCCUCACUUCAACGCCCUGCCACGUGUGUUUCCAAGUAUGCACUUCCUAGCACUGGAUGCCUCCCAGCACAGCAGUCUCUCCACUAGGUUUGGCACAGUUGCUGUUCCCAACAUCCUUCUGUUUCAAGGGGUGAAACCAAUGGCCAGGUUUAACCAGACGGAGCGGACCCUGGGAACGCUGAAGGCAUUCAUCAUGAACCAGACUGGAGUAGAAGGCAAGGCUGAGGAGGAAGUAACCGAGGAAGACCUGUCCGGGCCCCUACCCAGCGUCCCUGUCAGGAGUAUCGACUGGCUCCUAGUCUUCUCCAUCAUGUUUAUUACAGGCUUUGUGAUUUACGCGGUACUGCGCACUGACAGCAUCCGCUGGCUGAUGCCCGGGCAGGAGCACGAACACCAGGACUGAAACGAGAGCAUCAGUUAAACUGGAUGCACUGUGCAACUCCUUCAAUGAUGAGCCAGCUGAGGAAGUCAAAAUCAACCCAAUAAAAUGUGUUACAGUGCAGUCAAGUCAUACAGAAUAAGCCUGCUGCUUUUUCAUGGUGUGUUUGAUUUGCUGGGUGCUGCUACACAAAUAAAUGUUGUUUUAAAGGUG